CCUCCCGUAUAAAUCCCCUUUAACCUCGUCCAAUUAUACUCAGACCUGCGAGAAACAAAAAUAAAACAAAACUACAAAAAAAAAAAAAACUACCCUUUCAGGUCUCAACUAGCAAUAGAGAUGAAGAAGAUUGCCUGUGGAGUCGUUUUUGCUGCUGCUUCCAUGACCGCAGUCAUGGCUGCAGAGGUCGGAGCUCCAGCACCAGGACCCGCCACAAACGGAGCCUCCGUAGCCGUACCGGCUCUUGGCUCUUUGGUUGGAGCCUCCCUUGUGUCUCUCUUCGCCUACUACUUGAACUAAGCUCUUAUUAUUUAAAGGAAAACGAAGAAAUAUUGAUGUCUCUUUGUCAAUUUCUACUAUGUGAUCCAAUUUUGUGUGUGUUGUUUAGACAGGCAUACUGAAUAAAACAAAAAGAGGAAUUAAUUUGAUUAUGGUCAGUCAUGUUUUUAUGUAAUGCUGAUUAAUAAAAGUAUAUAUGUGUUUUUCUCUUUUCAUUUAUUUUCCUUAUAUUUAGGUAUAUAUGAUCUUUAAUUACCAAGUUAGGUUUUUUUUAUAGGUAUAUGGUCUUGACGAGUCUUUAAUAGAAUCAUAUAAGAAAGUGGAAUUAGGAGAGAUCUAGUAGAAGAUUACCUGGAACUAACGAUAUUGUUUGUCCCAUUUGUUUUUCGGAGUAUGCUAUAGUAAAGAGACCGUGCGUUGCAUACCGGAAUGUGAUCAUUGCUUCCACAUUGAAUGUAUAGAUAAAUAUGGAUGGGUAGCUUGAUGUUAUAAUUACCCUUUUAUCUCCUUUACAUAUUUGGUUUUUUUUACAAAAUAAUAUUUUAAAAUAAAUAUUUUUAAUUAAACAAAAUGUUUUUGAUAUAUUCAAAUAAUUUUUUAAGUGUAUCGGAACAUCUAUAUUCUUGGCUAGGAGAUAAAAUAAAUGUAUACGUGACAUUUCAAUCAUCAUUAUUAAUAAUUCUUUUCUUCUCUUAUGUCAUGAUGUUCAAGUUCAACCACAUUAUUUACUUAUUUUGAGUUGACCACAAAAGUCACUUUUUUCGAAUCAUUGAACAAGUCGUUCCAAAAUCGAGUUCAAACUCUUGCCGAAGAAGUAUAGCUAGUGUUUCACUGCGAUUUUGCUUGUUCUGUAGUUUGUUUUAAGAUGUUUUGGUGGAGAAGGAAAAAGCAUGAAGUCAACGAACGACAGAGAAUGUUUAUGAAGAAUGGGAGUUUACUACUUGAAGAGGUCAUUGCGAUCAGUGAUGAUGCUAAAUCUAAUCCUAUCAAAAAUUUCUCAGCUGAUCAGAUCAGAGAAGCCACUAACAACUUCAGCCGCGGUAAUCUUGUACGCAUCGAUAGAUUCCGACAUUACAGAGGUGUGAUUGAUGACCGUGUCGUGCUUAUCAAGAAAUGGGCCUAUGGAGGAUCAAUUUACUCUGAGAAGAUGUACCGCGACUUAGCGGUUUCAUCAAUGGUGAGUGGUCACAAAAACUUCCUCAAACUGUUGGGUUGUUGCCUAGAAUUCGCUUACCCGGUUCUAGUUUGCGAAUAUGCCGAGGUCAUUACUCGUAGCCUAAGAGGAAAAAGAUGUCCGAUAGAUCCAGCUUUAACAUGGAGUAUGAGAAUUGUUAUAGCAAAGGAGAUUGCAAACGCUUUAACUUACCUUCACACAGCGUUUUCAAGAACAUUAGUCCAUAAAGAUAUACAACCUUGUCAGAUUUUCUUAAAUAAUAAUGGAACACCAAAGUUGGGUGAGUUUUGCAACAGUGUUUUCAUUCCAAAAGUUGGGUGAGUUUUGUAGUGGAAGGAACAUAUGGGUAUCUUGAUCCCACUUAUCUGUCAAAGGGUUUAGUCACUGAGAAGACUGAUGUAUAUAGCUUUGGAGCGUUAAUGUUUGUUCUUUUGACUGGCAAAAUACCGCGACCAUACAUUUGGACAAAACAAGAUGAUUUGUAUUCGUCUCUGGAAGAUCCAAAGAGUUUGUCUGAAUUGGUCAAGGAUGGAAGAUUUGAUGAGGUUGUGGAUAAAAAGA
Molecule: messenger RNA, 2014 nt
Organism: Camelina sativa (false flax)
Lineage: Eukaryota; Viridiplantae; Streptophyta; Magnoliopsida; Brassicales; Brassicaceae
Source: RefSeq, a predicted model, not a curated record